Closterium sp. Naga37s-1 is the source of this 523-nucleotide messenger RNA. The record is from the annotation of a GenBank genome assembly. Lineage: Eukaryota; Viridiplantae; Streptophyta; Zygnematophyceae; Desmidiales; Closteriaceae.
AGGUCUUUCUGACAAUCGACUCACUGGUGCAAUUCCCACUGUAAUAGGCAACCUUUUCUAUCUGCAAUACCUGUCACUUUCUGAAAACCGGCUCAGUGGCACAAUUCCUGCUACAAUCAGCAACCUUCCAGUGCUGAGUUAUCUUGGUCUCUGCCGCAACUACCUCACAGGCCCCCUUGUCAAUCUCCUCCCAUUCUCCCAAGCGGACUUGACCGACAACUUCCUGUCGGGUGUUGUGUCUGCACCAGACUGCCGGCGACUCAACAUCGCAGCCAACUGCUUCUCACCAAACAAAGCAUGCCGCCCUGCCAUGCAGCGGCUUGCAGCACAGUGCAUGGCAUUCUGUGGCAUCUAUCCAACCGCUUCUGCCUGUGGUGGUCACGGCGUGUGCUACCCAGAUGGGCCUAGUUUGGUGCCAACGUGCCUGUGUGAUGCGGGAUCAUUGCAGCUUGGAGGAAUCACCUGUAUUUCAGGAGGUGACAAAAAUUGUUAUGCUUUCCAAAUGGCAAAGCACAGGCUUUGU